AUGCCACCGACAAGACUCUCCUCCGCGGCGGCGGCUGAGCACCCAUCAUCUGUGUCCCCUGGCCCUCGUCGUCGAAGCUUUGCAUCCGCCUUCUCAGACCCGUCCUCGACGGAUCUACAGCACGAAAGCCGACCAGCGUCGGCCAGCAAAGUCGCGCGCAAGGUAUCGCGCGCUUGUGAUUUCUGCAAAGCCCGCAAGGCCAAGUGCAAUGGCGAGAAGCCAUGCAACAAGUGCGUGGCCAAAUCACGGGCUUGCCAGUAUAAUGCAAAGUACACACGAGGACGGCCACCCACGCCUCCUUCGAGUGCGACGCCAGCUGCCCAGCCCGAUGGUCCUGCAACGGGGGCCGCUGACAUGUCGCAGCAGCAGAGUGUCGCGCCGUCAGGCAGGGCGAGCCCUGAGCUUGGUAUGGCGGAGAUCCAGGGCCAGGUCUUUGAUCCAACCUCUGGCUUGACCUUUCUGCACAGGGCGUGGAAGAGGUUGAGUGCCCAGGAUGCGAGGAACCAGAGCGAGCAGACCAUGAGCGAUGCGGUCGUGCGUCCCUCGGUCGAGAAUCAACCUGUCACCAUGGCGGGCGAUCGUCCGCUUCCAGAAAGUGACGAUCAUACUCCAAUACGGCUGCGCUCACCCCCCGAGAACCGCAGGCUUCUCGACUUGUACUUUGAGUUCUGCGUCGCGACAUACCGAAUUCUGCAUCGGCCCUCUGUGGAAAAGUGGCUGUCAGUGGUUGAGCAGAAUACAGACGUCAACCAGCCAGUAUGGUAUGGCAUUGGCCACGCGCGUGCCGCCAUUGUUCUCGCCUGCCUCGCCCUGGCGACGUGCCACGACGAGAAGUCAAAGGGGUACUUCUCCGCCGACGACGAAGCCCACGCACUGCAGCGCAGCGACGAACUCUUCACCGUGUCCUCCCUGCUCGUGGACGCCGAGACAGGCUACCCCAAACUCGAGUCCGCGCAGGCGCGGCUAGUGCACGUGCUAUAUCUACUCACAACGUCGCGCUUCAACAAGUCCUGGUACGUCUUUGGCUCAGCCUUGCAGAUCAUCUCGGCGCUGGGCAUGCAUCGUCGCGAGAACGCAAAGAAGCGGAGACAUGGUGGCCCCCGAUCGGACUACAUCCAGUCCCAGUGUAGGAUGCGGACAUUCUGGACCGCCUACGUGUUAGACAACUAUCUCGGGGUCGUCUUUGGGCGGCCCAGACAUUUUCACGACGAAGACAUUGAUCAAGAUUUCCCGGACCGGGUCAACGACGAGGACAUGACGGCCUCUGGACCCAGUGAGGCGCUUGAAUGUCAAGAGGACUGUCAUAUUGACGCCCUUAGUUUCCACGCCAAGAUCGCCAGAAUUAUAGGAACCAUCUCGCGUGAAGUCUACACUAUCAAAGAUACCCCUCACGCUGAGCGCGCGUCCGCCGCAAACCGACUCAUCCAGAAUAUCCAAUCCUGGUUUGAGAGCUUGCCCGUGCAUCUAGGAAGCGUUCGUCCCAGCAUGCUCAUACCCUCCUAUCGGCGACAAGCCACCGUCCUCAAGCUCGCGCACUCUCACGCCAUCAUGCACGCCAGCCGUCUAUUCCUUCUGAGCAACAACCCCUCGGAACGAUCACACAGUAACAACUGCAUCGCGGCCGCAAGGACCGUUCUUGAAACGGUCAAUCGCAUGGCCAAAGAGGGACCCAUCUUCCACGCCUUCUGGUGGACGCACUAUGUCACAUUCUGCGCCCUCGUCGUCGUCUACGUAUGGGAGAUCCAGCAGCGCAAGAUGAGCAAACAACCCGCGGACACAACAAGCAUCGCGGGAAAAUCACGGCAGAGUCUCUUGCAGCUGGCGGACAAAUGCCAGACACACCUGGCGAGAGCGACGGCGACGAAUAGUCCUAGUAGGCGCUAUGCUGUCAUCCUCGAAGAGUUCCGCGGUGCAGCGACAGGGCAGCCCACAGCACGCCCCGACGUCACAAGUGCCAAUGGCUUGGAGCAGUCGGCGCCGAGGAGCGGAGACCACAUUGUCGAUGAUGGAAUGAUCAUGGGUGCCGACGGGAUAUGGGACUACGAAGGGGGCAUGGCCCCGCUGGACCCUUACCUCUUGGACGAGUGGCAGACGACAGACUGGUUGGAUCUGGACAGCUCUGCGUUCUGGCCAAACCUGCAGUUCGACGAAUCGAUUGUGUGGCCGGUGAUAGGCUGA
This is a messenger RNA of Emericellopsis cladophorae, 2178 nucleotides long. RefSeq lists its product as uncharacterized. Gene Ontology annotation, cellular component: nucleus. The transcript is spliced from 2 exons. The record is from RefSeq and is a predicted model, not a curated record. Lineage: Eukaryota; Fungi; Ascomycota; Sordariomycetes; Hypocreales; Bionectriaceae. Bases 1 to 2178 code for a protein of 725 amino acids. Gene Ontology annotation, molecular function: sequence-specific DNA binding; zinc ion binding; DNA-binding transcription factor activity, RNA polymerase II-specific. Gene Ontology annotation, biological process: positive regulation of transcription by RNA polymerase II; DNA-templated transcription.